AUGGAAAAUAAGUCCACGAGUAAUAAGAAAAUUGAAAGAAGAUCGAGUGAAUACAGCAGUAAUUAUAAUACCGAAUUGACCAAGCUAGUACUGGUGACCAAUGAUUUUACAGCAGAGCUUAUCAGCAGCAAUACUAAUAUCAAUACCGCUGCACAAUUCUUGGAAUUUGACCGUAUGGAAAUUAACAGGGACUAUCAAGCCAGGCAGGAGAUUAAUGAAAAGUGUUUAGUGGAAUUAAGUGAGUUUGCAGCAUCAACACUCAAUACUAGCAGAUAUGACAUUGCUUCGGUAUACAAGGUGAUACACCCUACUAAAUCACCUAUUGUAUCACACCAAUUACUAGUACAAUUUUUCCUUGCAAAAAUACGAUUAACUGUAAGACUACCAAACCAUUGCAAAGAGAUAUAUGAUACAAUACAAUCAGUAAAUCAUGUUGAGAGUUGGUGCCCAACAUCAUUACUCACACUGGAUAGGCUCCAGCAGAAAAUUAUAUUGCUGUUAGAAGUGGCUACUAUGUGGAGACCGAGAUCAAACCUAGGGAAUCUUCAGUUCCAAGAUGUACAUUCCAUGGUUGAUGAAAAGAAUCAUUUGCGUCUACGGGGAGUACCUUUGAUUGCUAGACAACCAAAGGAGGUUUGCGCAAAGAUCUCAAAACUUGGGAUAUUUGCAGACUCACAAGCCUGUCUUAAAUCGAAGGAUAUGCGAAGACAUUUGCCAGAGGAUCAUCGCCCUUUCCUAGAAAGUAUUCUUGGUGAGCAGAGUUCUGGCCGAUCUACUUACCCAACAACUAUAGAAAACUGGAUCAAGAAGAUGAUGAUAUUUGGGCUACACUCUCUCCGGUCGGCGUCAAGUACAAAAGCCAUAAUUGAGGAAGCUUCUGUACAAGAGGUGAAGCUGCAUGCCAACUGGAGUUUAAAUAGCAGCACACUCGAACGAUAUUACUUCAGACUAGUAUACCAAUGUGCUUGUGAGAGAGACAUAGCUGAGAAGUUUCUUGGUAAGGUUACCAAAAACAAAAGCACAUCUAAAGUCGGAGUGGAGCCAACAGUACUUGCGUUAGGAACGAUACAUAAUGGCAACAUCGGUGAAACAAAGACAGAAGAUGUGGUGCCUACCUGCCCUAAUUCAAAUUGGAAGAAGUUCCUGAACAGUUUCUUUUAG
Messenger RNA from Phycomyces blakesleeanus NRRL 1555(-), 1161 nucleotides. RefSeq lists its product as hypothetical. The record is from RefSeq and is a predicted model, not a curated record. The transcript is spliced from 4 exons. The coding region runs from base 1 to 1161 and encodes 386 amino acids. Lineage: Eukaryota; Fungi; Mucoromycota; Mucoromycetes; Mucorales; Phycomycetaceae.